UAGUUUAAUUGGUUGGUUAGGUUAGUUAGUUAGUUUUAUUAGUUACUUUCUGUUUUUCUGUUAUCAGUCCUUUUCAUCUAUAAAAAGGGUGCUUCUUUGUAUCAAUAUGAUUCACUUUGAACUAUUCUUCACAAAAUUUCUUUAAGAGUUGAUAUCUUUCUAUAAUUCUCCAUGACGGUUUCUGGUGACAAGGCUCCACCUGAGGAGGAUUUGGAACUGUUGGGAGAAGAGAGUGCAAGAAGAGUAGAAGAAGCUGUUCGAAGAAAUGUGGAGGAGAGGCUUAAGUCUGAGGAAGUCAAGCUGGAAAUAGAAAGACGCAUAGCAGAGGGAAUGAAGAAGAAGUUUGAGGAUGUUGAAAUUCAACUUCAAAAAGAAAAGCAAGAAAUGCUUGCUGAACUUAGAAGAAAACACAGAGAAGAGAUGGAAAAGAUGCAGGAAGAGAAUAGGAGAGUGGAAGAGUCUCACGGAGGAGAAUCUCUUGAGCUACCGCGGAAGAAUGAGGAACAGCAAAGGGAAUUAGAGAUGAUUCAGAGACAGAAAGAAGAGUCUGCUGAGAGAAAGAAACUCGAGGAGGAAUGACCGCUUAUCAGAUCAAUUCUAUGAGCAAGAACAAAUCUAGGGCUAACUCAUAGGGUUUGUAAUUACUAUUAGGCAAUGUCAUUCUAUACACGCAAACUUAUCUGUACGAUCGAUCUUGAAUAAAAAUUUGAUACUCCUACA
Molecule: messenger RNA, 720 nt
Organism: Lathyrus oleraceus (garden pea)
Lineage: Eukaryota; Viridiplantae; Streptophyta; Magnoliopsida; Fabales; Fabaceae
Exons: 3
Coding region: 172-579 (135 amino acids)
Cellular component (GO): mitochondrion; nucleoplasm
Molecular function (GO): cadherin binding
Source: RefSeq, a predicted model, not a curated record